Anisakis simplex (herring worm) is the source of this 1002-nucleotide messenger RNA. NCBI's taxonomy places the organism in Eukaryota, Metazoa, Nematoda, Chromadorea, Rhabditida, Anisakidae. The record is from the annotation of a GenBank genome assembly.
CUGCACUUUUCCAUCAGCUGGUCGAAUUCAGUAAAGUCGAAGUUUGAUUCUGAGUGGCGUCGCUUCUCGGUACCAUUUCCAGAUGGCAAAUCACCGUCAUACGAUGAGUUUCGUUCAUUAGUGGAAGGAUUGCAUUCACUGCACAAUAUUCCAUUCACCCUUUGCUAUACGAGUGCUGCUGGUGAUUUGCUACCGAUAACAAAUGAUGAGAAUUUCCGCAAAUCAUUCGAAUCAGCACGUCCAACACUGCGACUUCUUAUCCAGCGAAAAGGUGAAUCUUGGGAGGAAAAGUACGGCUAUGGUACGGACACAAUUGAUCGUCGUCGUAAGGGACUGUCGAUGCUCAUUUUGCCAGCUGUAGCAAGGCCACCGAAACGAACCUACAACAUCUCGAAUCCGGAAGAUUUCCGACAGGUAUCAGCUAUCAUCGAUGUGGACAUAGUACCUGAAGCACAUCGACGGGUCCGUUUAUGCAAGCAUGGUAGUGAUCGUCCGCUUGGCUUCUACAUUAGAGACGGCACGUCUGUGCGUGUAACACAACAGGGUGUGGUGAAGGUGCAAGGUAUCUUUAUAAGUCGUCUGGUUGAAGGCGGUUUGGCUGAAUCAACUGGGUUAUUGGCUGUGAAUGAUGAAGUUCUGGAAGUGAACGGCAUUGAGGUUCAAGGUAAAAGUCUUGAUCAAGUAACCGACAUGAUGGUUGCGAAUGCUCAAAACCUUAUAAUAACAGUGAAACCAGCGAAUCAGCGGAACACGCUGCAACGAGGCGCACAUACUCGUACUUCGGAUUGGAGUGCGACUUCUGAAGAGAGAGCCACAAUGAAGGGUGCUCACGAAGGAACGUCCAAACCAGCAGCUGCAUAUAAUGGUUCUGAUGCGAGUGAUCAAGAUUCCGAUGAGGAUGUGAUACUGGACCACACACAACCAGAUGUCAACAACACAUCAUCGAGCAACAAUCCGAAUGCACCCCCGCUUUACCAGCAUAGGUAUCAAAGAAACAGAUGA